Messenger RNA from Frankliniella occidentalis (western flower thrips), 5688 nucleotides. It is a transcript of the gene Larp4B, whose product is annotated as la-related protein 4. Gene Ontology annotation, cellular component: cytosol; cytoplasmic stress granule. Gene Ontology annotation, molecular function: mRNA 3'-UTR binding. NCBI's taxonomy places the organism in Eukaryota, Metazoa, Arthropoda, Insecta, Thysanoptera, Thripidae. The record is from RefSeq and is a predicted model, not a curated record. Gene Ontology annotation, biological process: positive regulation of translation.
ACAGGUUGGCAUGUGAUGCCGCUGCAGACGGCGGCCGCCCGGGCCUCGACCAGCACGACAGCCUCGUCGUCGGCGCCCACGGCUGCCCCCGCGGCCCAGCCGGCCGCGCAGGUGCCGCCGCCCCCGGCCCCGGCCCCGCCCCCGCCCCCGGCGUACCCCACGUGCAUCGCCUGCAUCGUGCAGCAGGCCUACUGCCUGGACCCCAAUGGCACCUACAUCUGCUCGCCGUGCCCAGCGGACAACUCGGCGGCCACGGGGAACCAGCGCUGCUACAUCGUGCAGAGGGUGUCGGCGGCGCCCCCGGCCGCGAGCUGCAAGGACGACCCCGAGGAAGCGGCCGGCCUCGGCAAGCAGGCGGACGGCGGCGUCCUCCGGGCGCCGGGCGCCGGGGCGGGGCUGAUCGGCGCGGUCGCGGUGCCGCCGACGGGACCCGUGGCCAUCGCGUGCCCCUCGGGCUCGGCCAGCUGCGGGCUCAACCCGUACGCCGACGUGUUCCAGAGCCAGGUGCUGUACCACACCGUGCAGCACGUCGACACGACCGCCCCGUCGACGACCAUCGCCAGCGCCGCUGCAACAACGCAAAGAGGGUGUGUGUACAUGAAUGGGGACAUUGCAAAGCUCCCUUCAGGGGCGGUAUACCCUACCACCCCUGAAAACAUUCCGUUGGCCACAUCAAUUAACAACACAGACUACAGCACCUUAAAUGGCAUAAGUGGAGAAGUCGACACAGAUGUUACUGACUCAACAGAGCCAGUGGACUUGCUGGAGUGCACAGAAAGCAUGGGGGAAGGAACAUCAACACCAACUCACAGUGUGGCCAACAGCACAACAAGUAUAUCAGCAAGUGGAGCUUCAAGUAAUGCUACCAGUGCAGCAGUGUCACCACACGAUGGCUCCAUUCCCCUAGAGCAACUAAAGCAAUUGCUUUCAUCACAACUAGAAUAUUACUUCUCCAGGGAAAACUUGGCUAAUGAUACGUACCUGCUCUCUCAAAUGGACAAUGACCAAUAUGUGCCCAUAUGGACUGUUGCCAACUUCAACCAAGUUAAGAAACUCACUAAUGAUAUCAAACUUAUAACUGAAGUAUUACGAGAAUCACCAAAUGUACAAGUAGACGAAGAAGGCCAGAAAGUACGACCUAAUCAUAAGCGGUGCAUAGUCAUUUUGAGGGAAAUUCCUGAUAGUACUCCACUUGAAGAUGUUAAGAACUUAUUUUCUGGGGAAGGUUGUCCUAGAUUAAUCUCUUGUGAAUUUGCACAUAAUUCAUCAUGGUAUGUUACAUUUGAAUCAGAUGAAGAUGCUCAAAGGGCCUAUAGAUUUUUACGUGAGGAAGUCAGGGAAUUUCAGGGUAAGCCAAUUAUGGCUCGCAUUAAAGCAAAACACAUGAAUAGGUUGCCUACUCCACCGGUUGGAGUGGUUCCUGUUGCUGGUGUUCCGGUUGGUGUUGGGGUAGGUGUAACAGGACAAGCAAUAGGUCCUGGUGGACCUAUGAAAAAUGGAUAUAGGACACCUCCAUCAGGACCUGCUGCAGGCAAUGCAAGUACCUCAACAACAGCUCCUGUAUAUGACCCAAAUGCACCAUAUCAAGGAAAUCAACAGCGAUAUCUGUACAAUGGAAGUCCUUUGCCUGGGGUCAAUUAUGGCAGUCAAGUUCAAAUAUUUACAUUUCAACAACAGCCUUUUUAUCCUCCAAGUAUGUUGCAUCAGCCGUGGACUCAUGCAGCUCAUUCUAACCCGCCUUACUUUGAAAUGAGCAAUGUAUUUUCAAUGAACGGUAUGUCCCCACAAGGUUCAUACUCAAAACCUCCCUCAAGGUUUCCAGUGCCGAGAAACACAAGGAAUAGACGCAGUGAACCUCGCUCUGGGGACAGAAGUCAUUUACCCGACAAUGGUCGCCAUCAUAGUAAUAUGAGCCAUCAUCACAUGGGACCUGCUCCUGUAGUUAGCGCUGUAGCCAUCAAUAAAAGUUCUAAUGUUACAUUGAAGAAUCAACACACCUCAGUGCCAGGUCCAGGGGACUUGAGAAUUUCUCAGAGUAAUUCCCCUUCUGCCUCUGCACCUGCUCUCACAACAGCAUCUACCACAACAACCACCACAACUCAAGAUAGCAAUGAUGCUGCUGUAGAUGACAGUUGCAAUCGGGGUCCAGCCAAUAGUAGAGACUCAUCAAAGGAACCUCUACCCCCACGACACAGGCGGAGAAGGAAGGAAGAUGAAACACUUCCAUCACGUGGUAAGCCUAGCAGUCCACUACCCUCCCAAUCAAGCAAUACCCGUCCUGGACCCCAAUUCGAUUUGGAGCCAAAUGCCUUUCCACCUCUACCCGGACUUUCGGACGUCCCUGCCACUGGAACAAACGCUGCCAAGACUGUUGCUGCCCCAGAUAGCUCUGUAACUUCAUUAGAACCAUCCCAGUCACACUGGGAAAAUAGGUUAGCUGAUGUUGUUAAGGGAACAGCAAAACCCAAGGGGCAAAGUAGCCAUAGCAGUGCGAGCAGCAGCAGCAGUGCGGGCAAAGAUAAAGAGACAGGCAGCUCUAGCUCACCACGCACACUGACUCCCCCUCCUCAGACUAGUCAGGCCACAACAUCACCAGCGCCUACACAAUCUCAAUCACAAUCGCACCAAAAUUCUCAAGCUCACGCCCCAGCUUCGCACACAUCUUCGCAGCCAUGUGUUCAUUCAGGCAUAUCAACUUCUUCAGGCAAUGAUUCUGCACUUGCCACUGUUGCCAUGACGCCGCCAUCUUCGCCUGAAAAGGUUGUUCCUGUCAUUAAAAAGAACUGCAGCACUGCAGACAAAUCUACUAAGACUGAGGAUACUCUGCUUCAAAACACUGAGGAGAGGGUUAAAGAGACUUCUCUAGAGAUUUCUAGUUCAAGUAACAAGCAGGCCGGUCAGAGCUUGUCUGCUGCUGCUGUUGUUGCUAAAUCUGUUCCCACUACCACAAAUGCAUCUACUAUGACUAGCACUGUGUUGACUGAAUCAAUUCCCUCAUGUAACACAACUCCUUCUCAAACUGCACCCAGUCCUCCUCCAACCUCUGGGGAGCCAGUACGUUUAAGUUAUGCUCAGGUGGCUCAGCAUGCCAAGGAAAAAUCAGAAAGAGCAUCUAAAGAAAAAGAAGAGACUUCAUCUGCUGCUUCCAACUCCUCCACAGCUACCUCCAAUGUCAGUACUAGCACCUCUUUCAGCGCUAAUACAGUAGUUUCUAGGGUCCCUGCACAACACUCGCAUACUGAGAGAGGAGAUUCUUCAAAUUCGGCUCGUUAUACAGGUCGAGGUAAUUCUAGUGCAAGUAGUAGUAGUAGUAAUAAUAAUAAUAGCAAUGCAAGCUCCAGACCUGAACGAAGCGGGUUCAGAAGAAAUAACAAUGCAUCAACAGAGCGGUCUGACCGUUCUGAUAGAGUACAUCGUUUUCGUGAGUUCCUGAAGUAGCAUCAGAGACUGGGCUGCAUCAGUGGUCUGCCAUUUCAACUUUAUUGUUGCUUUGUUUGAGUUGUGAAAAGAGGCAGUAAUGUAGUAGGUAGGUUGUUAUGAAUUGCACUGUAGUGAGAUCAGAGACAAAGACUCAAGGCCCAAAGUUGGUACUAAGUGCCCCAGACUUCGUGUGUUAUACAGUGGUCCAUUUGGACGAAACUUUUAUAUAGUGUAUAAACAUUAUCAUGGAUUAAUGAAAGUUUCUCCCUCCAUCUUAAUUAUUAUUCAGUUGUUAUAAUGUGCCUUAACUUUUUGGGAUUUGGUGCACCCUGUUGUUAAGGAUAUCACACACCUGAUUAAAAACAAAAUUAUUUGAAUAUUUUUGUUUUUAGUAGAUACUGUGUUAUCUUUGUAAUAAUAGCCAUAGCUUUGAUAAGCUCCCUGCGACGUUGAACUUUUUUUUGUUUUUGUUUGUUUGUGUGGCCAAGCAGAGAUGCAACUAUAGAAAGAAUGUGGGAGCAAAGUGACACAUCUGAUGGUUGUUGGCAUUGUAUGCAUGUGUGUGCAGUAACUGUGAUACCCCUUAACCGCAAUUUUAAGAAUUAUAAACAAUUACUGUUUGGUGUAAUAUAUCAGGGAUAGUGAAGUAUAUUGUGACCCAAUUUACUGCUGCGGCAUUCUUGAUUAUUGGAAUUGUGCUAUGUAUGGGGCUUGUCUGUUGUUUGACUUCUUUUCCCCGAUAAAAUUGAAACAAUUGUUCGUGUUUUAAGACAAGAUUAAUCAUUCAUCGGCCCAAUAGUUGUAAGGUGAUUUAUGUAAAGAUGUGGUAAUGGUAUUUUAGAAAUGGAGUAAUUUUUUCUUACCACUACUUUUCUUACUAAACGACGUUAACAUUAAUGUAGGGAUGAUCUUUGUGUGUGUGUAUGUGUAUGUGUGUGUGUUGGAGGGGAUCUAACACAGCUCAGAGGUGAAGAGGAGAGCUGCUGUGGUCACAGGGUUGUGGAUGGGGUGGGGGCAGUGGCAUGAACUUAAACGGGUGCGUGGCUGACUUGAUGGGUAGGGACAGACGUGUUUGAGAGAUGUAGCGCAGCACCCCUUUUUAUCCCCUGCUCGGUUAGCUGGAACCUCUAGGAACCCGCGGGCCGUGUAAUCAACCCACACACAAUGUUGAUUGCUUUCUUUUGGGAAGAUCUCUAAUAAUGCUCUUGCUGAUUGUUAACAGGUGUGUGUAAUAAUUGUGUAAAAAUGAUAGUGCAUUUGUCCCCCCCUCCCCCUCCCCCUCCCUCUCUCCCCUUGUACAGAAUUUGACUAACAAAUUUAUUUUUGACAAAUGUAUAGUUUGCAAUCAGUGUAGUUGUUAAAGUAAGUGAUUAUUAUAAAGUGGUUACAAUGUAAACUUAUUAUCCUAUUACAUUUGUUGGGAUUUUUUUUAAAGGACAAUACUAUUGUACUUUUGUUUCAUUUUUAUAUGAAAUAAAACUUGCUAAAUUGAAUUUUGGAUUGGCAGGUUGGUGUUGGGAAGAUUUUUAUUUAAUUAAUUAUGUUGACUGGAAUGUACAGAACAUGAUCCAGGCAGCCGUUCAAGUGUUGUAGCCAUAGUUACUGUAAUGAACUAAACUUGAACGACUGUGAGGCAUGUGUGAGCCUGGGCGUGGCCUGUGCUCCUCCUUAAUGCAUGGAGUGUAGCUUCCUCGACUCUUGGCUGUAGCUUUUUUUUUCUUUAGUGUAUCCUACCAGCCAAGGAAGGAUCACAGUGCUUCCACUAGCUUUAGGUCUCGUCUCUUCUGUUGCAGACUUCCUCACUAAUGCCAAUCCAGCAUAUCUUUGAAGUAAAUCUUUAAAUGUGUGAUAAAGGUACAAGUCAUUUAAGUGCUCAUUGUAAAAUAUUUGACCGUUGUUACUUGGCGAGGAAUGUUAAUCACAAAUAACUCAUUGCUCUGUUGUAUGUGGUAUUUUUGUUUCUGUGUCAUCCAUUAUCAGAUUUAAAAUUUUGAUCUUAUUCUCAGGAACUUUUUGUGAGGAAAUCAAUGAAUACAUGUUUAAACCUGUCAAAAGUUCACUUGGGUUUAUAGCAAGUUGUGUAAAAAUGCCUACAUUUACUUUUUACGCAUCAGAAAAGUAGUCCAAUCUUGAACACUUGCGUUCAACCAUGUCACUCAUGGGUGCAGAACAAAUUGUUCAUUAUGUAUAAGCUUAUUUUUACACAAUAGUCAUUGUGAGGCAAAUGAGUUUUGUGUGUUUUUGUUCAAUAAAACAAUAAAAAAUUUG